This is a messenger RNA of Candidula unifasciata, 2334 nucleotides long. Lineage: Eukaryota; Metazoa; Mollusca; Gastropoda; Stylommatophora; Geomitridae. The record is from the annotation of a GenBank genome assembly.
AUGGCAACCGCAGACGGUGAAACCCCACUCGCUGAAACAGAAGAAGAGAAGACUGUAGCUGAGAAGGCUGAAGUAGUGGAAAGUGUCACCUCUGAAGGCGAUUCUGUUGCUACCGCUAAAGCAACUGCUCCUGACACUGAAGCUGCGCCACCUACUGUGGUAGAGAUUCCAGUCCACGUCACAGAAGCGGAAGAACUGUUCAAAACUUUGACCUCUGCCACGGAGUGCCAUUCGCUUCUACGCAAGCAUCUUACGCAGGCCAUCUUCGAUAAGAUCAAGGACAGGAAAACCAGCCUUGGAGGGACUCUAGCUGACUGCAUUCGAUCUGGAUGCCAGAAUCUGGACAGCGGAGUCGGUUUGUACGCUUGUGACCCUGAGGCCUACAAAGUGUUUGCCGAGCUUCUGGAUCCGGUGGUCAAAGAUUAUCAUAAGCUGCCGGAGAAGAAGAACAUCCAUCACCCUCAUUCUGACUUUGGCGACCUGGAGAAGCACAAACUUGAAGACCUCGACCCCGAGGGAAAGUACAUCAUCAGUACCAGGGUCCGUGUGGGCAGGUCACAGGAGGGGUACGGGUUCCCUCCCAUUCUGACUGCAGAGUCCCGAAAAGAGCUUGAGAGUAAAGCAUUGGAUGCUCUAAAUAGUCUGGCUGAUGAGCUUAAAGGAACCUACCACCCACUGACGGACAUGGACACGGAGACCCAAGCAAAACUAACUGAAGAUCAUUUUCUGUUUAAUGACAGUGACCGAUUUUUGAAGGCUGCUGGAGGUUAUAACGACUGGCCCACAGGUCGGGGAAUCUACUUCAAUGAAAACAAAACUUUUCUAGUGUGGGUCAAUGAAGAAGAUCACCUGCGACUCAUCUCCAUGCAGAAAGGAGGGGAUAUAGGAGCUGUGUAUAAACGGCUGGUUACUGCUGUGAAAACAAUUGAGGAGAAACUCAAGUUUGCCAGAGAUGAUAGACUUGGAUACUUGACAUUUUGUCCAUCAAAUUUGGGUACAACGCUGAGAGCAUCAGUGCACAUCAAAAUCCCACUACUGGCGGCCUCCGACAAGUUUAAGUCCUUGUGCGAUAAACUGAAUCUACAGGCUAGAGGCAUCCAUGGAGAGCACACAGAAAGUGAAGGUGGUGUCUAUGACAUCUCCAACAAACGACGUCUAGGCCUGACAGAAUUUCAGGCAGUUCAAGAAAUGUACAGUGGUGUCAAGGAGAUUCUCAAGCAAGAGAAAGAGCUAGCAUGGCGGCCUGAAAAUGUUGAUGAGAUGUUUGAACAUCUGAGUAAAGCCAAGAACUGCAAGUCACUGCUGAAGAAACAUCUGACCAAGGAUAUCUUUGAGAAACUCAAGGACAAAAAAACAUCACGGGGAGCUACUUUGGGCGACUGUAUCAUAUCAGGUGUCCUAAAUCUGGACAGUGGGAUUGGUCUGUAUGCUGCAGACCCUGAAUCAUAUACGGAAUUUGCUUUGCUCUUUGACCUUGUCAUUAAGGACUACCACAAGCUGAAACCAAGUGAUCCCAUCUCACACCCAGCAUCUGAUUUUGGGGAUCUUGAAAAUCUUGGCUUCACUGACCUGGAUCCAGAAGGACAGUUUGUUGUUUCCACACGAAUUAGAGUUGGGAGGUCCCACAAAGAUUUUGCCUUUCCCCCCAUUCUUCAAAAGGAGGAACGCAUUGAUAUGGAAAGAAAGUCAGUAGAUGCCUUACUUAGCCUGACAGAUGAGCUGAAGGGGGAAUACCAUCCCCUGGAAGGAAUGACCAAAGAAACCCAGGAACAGCUGACCAAGGAGCAUUUCCUUUUUAAUGAUAGUGAUAGGUUCUUGAAAGCAGCAGGUGGCUACAAUGAUUGGCCUUCGGGACGAGGUAUCUUCUUCAAUGAAAAUAAAACUUUUCUGGUGUGGGUGAAUGAAGAGGACCACCUUAGAAUCAUCUCAAUGCAGAAGGGUGGAGAUAUUGCAACUGUCUACAAACGACUGGUCACUGCUAUCAAAUCUUUGGAAGAAAAACUCACUUUCACCAGGGAUGACCGCCUGGGAUAUUUGACCUUUUGCCCUUCUAACCUGGGCACAACUCUGAGAGCAUCAGUUCACAUUAAGAUCCCACACUUGUCAGCUCGCAGGGACUUCAAGUCAACAUGUGAAAAACUCAAACUUCAAGCAAGAGGAAUUCAUGGAGAGCACACAGACAGUGAAGGUGGAAUUUAUGACAUCUCAAACAAACGAAGAUUAGGUUUGACUGAAAAUGAAGCAGUGAAAGAAAUGGUAGCAGGUGUGCAAGAAAUCAUCAGACUGGAGAAGGAAACUGCUAAUGGAAAAGCAAAGUCAUGCAGUCUCUUGUAA